Molecule: messenger RNA, 294 nt
Organism: Radiomyces spectabilis
Lineage: Eukaryota; Fungi; Mucoromycota; Mucoromycetes; Mucorales; Radiomycetaceae
Product: stress responsive A/B barrel domain-containing protein
Exons: 4
Coding region: 1-294 (97 amino acids)
Source: RefSeq, a predicted model, not a curated record
AUGAAGCUCGUUCACAUUGUUAUUGUCAAGUUUAAGCCUGAAGUUGACGAGGCUACCAAGGAAAAGGCUAUGGAAGACGUAUUGGCCUUGAAAAACGAUAUCCCAGAAAUUAAAGCAGCCACGGCUGGCAAAACUUUCACUGACAGAAGCAAAGGAUUUGAAUGGGGCUGGGUUGUUGAAUUGGAGAAGAAAGAGGAUCUGGCAACCUAUUCGGACCAUCCCGCUCAUUUGGCUUAUGUAUCCAAGUACAAGCCCUUGUUUGCUGAUCUCAUCGCUCUUGAUUAUAUGUCUUAA